AUGGCUCGUCCUAAGAAGUCGGCUGCCGAGAAGCAGCAGCCCGCUCAAGUUCCUGUUCCUCAGCAGCAGCACAUUCAGCAUCAUCAGCAGCCCCUCGUCCCGACUCCCAUGAUGCCUGUCCCAGUCGCCGCUGCAGUUGUUCCUCCGCCUCAGGCUGUCAUGCCUCAGCGCGUGGUCGACAACGAUAGCUUCCUGCGAGUACGCGAUUCGGCUGUUGGUCGUCUCACCACCAUUCUGGAGCUUCUCCGCUCCUUCACUGCCGACUAUGUUCGACAGACCAACCUUCUCCUCGGUGAGCCCACUGCUGAGGGCUCCCAGGAUAACCUCCUGGCCACCUUUGAGCAUGCUGCCCAGCAGCUCAUUAUGCCCGUCCCUGAGCUUGCUCCCCCUGUUGAGGAGAAGAAGGAGCGCAAGAAGCGAACCAUUGACCCCAACGCCCCCAAGCGUCCCCUCACUCCCUACUUCCUAUACAUGCAGCACGCUCGCUCUAUUAUCGCGAACGAUCUUGGCGCUGAGGCUCCCAAGGGUGCUGUUCAGGAGGAGGGUCAGCGACGAUGGGCCAACAUGAGCCCCCAUGAGAAGCAGGGUUGGAACAAUGCCUACCAGUACAACCUUCGUCUGUACAACGCUCGUGUCCACUCAUACAAGAACGGCAACCCUCACGCCAAGGGCAUGUCUGAUGAGGAGGCGCUCAAGUACGCUGAGGACUUCCACAUCCCCAUGCCCGAGCUCAAGGAUGCUGCCCAAGCUGCGGCUCCCGCCGACGACCAGGAUGCUAUCGCUGAGCAGCUUCAGCAUGUUGCUGCUGCCCCUGUCGCUGAGGAGCCCGAGGAGGAGGAGACCCCUGCCAAGACACCCAAGAAGGCUACCGGUGGCCGCAAGCGCAAGACGGCCACUCCCGCCGCCGCCGUCGAGGAGGUUAAGACCCCUGCGCCCGCCAGCCCUGACAAGAAGCGAAGGCGCACCUCGACAAAGCUCGCCGCCGCUGAGGUUCAGGAGGAGCCCAAGAAGUCGGGUCGCAAGAAGGCUAAGAGCUCCUGA
Messenger RNA from Fusarium keratoplasticum, 1041 nucleotides. Its product is annotated as HMG box domain-containing protein. The record is from RefSeq and is a predicted model, not a curated record. Lineage: Eukaryota; Fungi; Ascomycota; Sordariomycetes; Hypocreales; Nectriaceae. The transcript has 3 exons. Bases 1 to 1041 code for a protein of 346 amino acids.